Messenger RNA from Saccharomyces paradoxus, 1938 nucleotides. RefSeq names its product GTPase GUF1 (gene GUF1). Gene Ontology annotation, biological process: positive regulation of translation. Gene Ontology annotation, cellular component: mitochondrion. Gene Ontology annotation, molecular function: mitochondrial ribosome binding; GTPase activity; GTP binding. The record is from RefSeq and is a predicted model, not a curated record. The transcript has a single exon. NCBI's taxonomy places the organism in Eukaryota, Fungi, Ascomycota, Saccharomycetes, Saccharomycetales, Saccharomycetaceae. The coding region runs from base 1 to 1938 and encodes 645 amino acids.
AUGCUAAAAUUUAGAAUCAAGCCAGCGAGACAAAUACGGUAUUAUAAGCGGCAUGCAUAUUUUUUACGAUAUAACCAUACGACUGCUCCCGCACAGAAAUUACAAGAACAGAUCGAGCAAAUUCCUAUAGAGAAUUAUAGAAACUUUUCUAUAGUUGCCCAUGUUGACCAUGGAAAGUCGACAUUAAGCGACAGAUUGUUGGAGAUAACGCAUGUCAUCGAUCCUAGUGCAAGAAAUAAACAAGUGUUGGAUAAAUUGGAAGUCGAAAGAGAAAGAGGUAUUACUAUAAAGGCACAAACAUGUUCAAUGUUUUAUAAAGAUAAGAGGACUGGUGAAAACUAUCUUUUACAUUUAAUUGACACGCCGGGACAUGUCGACUUUAGAGGGGAAGUUUCAAGGUCAUACGCGUCUUGUGGGGGGGCAAUUCUUUUAGUCGAUGCGUCACAAGGUAUCCAAGCACAAACAGUCGCUAAUUUUUAUUUAGCCUUCAGUUUAGGAUUGAAGUUGAUUCCAGUCAUAAAUAAAGUUGACCUUAAUUUUACAGAUGUCAAACAGGUAAAGGAUCAGAUAGUUAAUAACUUUGAGCUCCCUGAGGAAGAUAUAAUAGGAGUCAGCGCCAAAACAGGUUUAAAUGUAAAAGAACAGCUAUUACCUGCUAUAAUUGAUCGUAUUCCACCACCGACUGGGAGGUCUGAUAAACCCUUCAGAGCGUUAUUAGUAGACUCUUGGUACGAUGCAUACUUAGGAGCGGUUCUUCUGGUAAAUAUUGUCGACGGUUCUGUACGUAAAAAUGACAAAGUUAUUUGUGCUCAGACAAAAGAAAAAUAUGAAGUAAAAGAUAUUGGAAUCAUGUAUCCUGAUAGAACUCCUACAGGGACACUAAAGACAGGACAGGUUGGCUAUCUAGUGCUGGGGAUGAAGGAUUCUAAAGAAGCUAAAAUUGGAGAUACUAUAAUGCAUUUGAGUAAGGAAAAUGAAACUGAAAUACUUCCCGGAUUUGAAGAACAAAAACCCAUGGUAUUUGUAGGUGCUUUCCCGGCUGAUGGGAUUGAGUUCAAAGCGAUGGAUGAUGAUAUGAGUAGACUUGUUCUCAACGAUAGGUCUGUCACUUUGGAGCGUGAGACCUCCAAUGCUUUAGGUCAAGGUUGGAGGUUAGGCUUUUUAGGAUCGUUGCAUGCAUCUGUUUUUCGUGAACGAUUAGAAAAAGAAUAUGGUUCUAAACUGAUCAUUACUCAACCCACCGUUCCUUAUUUGGUGGAGUUUACUGAUGGUACGAAGAAGCUUAUAACCAAUCCUGAUGAGUUUCCAGAUGGGGCAACAAAGAGAGUGAACGUUGCUGCUUUUCAUGAGCCAUUUAUAGAGGCAGUUAUGACACUGCCCCAAGAAUAUUUAGGUAACGUCAUACGCUUAUGCGAUAGUAAUCGAGGAGAACAAAUUGAUAUAACUUACCUAAACACCAAUGGACAAGUGAUGUUGAAAUAUUACCUUCCGCUAUCACAUCUAGUUGAUGACUUUUUUGGUAAAUUAAAGUCAGUGUCCAGAGGAUUUGCCUCUUUAGAUUAUGAGGAUGCCGGCUAUAGAACUUCUGAUGUUGUAAAACUGCAACUUUUGGUUAAUGGAAAUGCUAUUGAUGCUUUGUCAAGAGUACUUCAUAAAUCGGAAGUAGAGAGAGUUGGCAGAGAAUGGGUGAAGAAAUUCAAAGAGUAUGUUAAAUCGCAAUUAUAUGAGGUCGUUAUCCAGGCCAGAGCUAAUAAUAAGAUAAUAGCCAGAGAGACAAUUAAGGCAAGAAGAAAAGAUGUUCUCCAAAAGCUGCAUGCUUCUGACGUCUCACGAAGAAAAAAACUUUUGGCAAAACAAAAAGAGGGUAAAAAGCAUAUGAAAACUGUAGGUAAUAUUCAAAUUAACCAAGAAGCAUACCAAGCUUUUUUGCGCCGUUAG